Molecule: messenger RNA, 3129 nt
Organism: Hylaeus volcanicus
Lineage: Eukaryota; Metazoa; Arthropoda; Insecta; Hymenoptera; Colletidae
Product: sodium-coupled monocarboxylate transporter 2
Exons: 5
Coding region: 997-2955 (652 amino acids)
Biological process (GO): sodium ion transport; transmembrane transport
Cellular component (GO): membrane
Molecular function (GO): symporter activity
Source: RefSeq, a predicted model, not a curated record
AUUCAGAUUUUCGUUGAGUACUCGACUACAUACACAUCACAGAUACUCGAAUGCUGUGAAUGUUUGAGUUUUUAUUUUCCUUUUAAGAAUUACAAAAUUCUGCGAGAUAAAUCGUGAUCAAAAUUGUAAAAAAAAAAAAAAAACCUUGUACCAUACCGUUAAUAAAUCAUCGUCAACUACAUCGAGCUAUUUUGCUUAUUCGGAAUAUUCAAUUUCAUUUCGGUUCACUCGGCAUGGAAUACUAAAACACCAGAACAAUUCUCCGUGACCCCCAAGUCGCUGGAUCCGAACCGCACAGUCCACGUCCACGGGACCGACUAACGAUCCUCGCCGGAUCCAGGGGAGGCUGACGACAUGCAAAUGCCCCCGGCGAACGUUCACAUGAACCGCCGCGACAAAGCGCUGAUAAACAAUAUCGCGAUAGACGCGAUAUGAAAAAGCUCGUCCCCUACCACUCUCACCCCUGACGCGCCCCUCCACUUUCAUUCCGUCAUGAUAGUCAGCGUGUCCGUCCUCGUCUCGCUUCAGCCGACGAUAUCUCCGUCUCGCUUCGAGUCUUGAGCAUAAUAACGUGACGUGGUUAACGGUCGGCGUUAGUCAGUACUCGUGCCGUCGCAUCGAUCGUAUCGAGAGGGACGCGCAAAAUUGCGUAACCGGUCUCCUAUACACACGUACACGCACACGGGCGCGCACACGAACGCAAACAAAACGUGCAAUCUCGCACGACGCUCGUACACAAACCAAUCCGCGCGCCUCUUAACGCCGGUUCGCGUGAAACCGUCGAACACUCCGCGAAAUUUCAAGCCGUCGAGAAUAGUCGAGUCGAUUCCCCGCCGGACGGGAGCCAAGUCAUUCGAGUUGUCACGCGGUAGAUUCAAACACGAAGUCGUUAAACCCGAGCUGGACGGCAGCGGUUAACAUCGACACCCUCCGUUUUCUCGGUACCACGAAGGACUCGAGGAAUAAGGCAGAGGCGAUCCAGCAGGAGAGUCCAGGAUGACGAUCACCGCGUCGUCCAUGGUGGUGGACUACCUGAUAUUCGUCGCGUGCAUCGUCGCCUCUUUCGUCAUACCGUUGUGGGGAAAGUUGCGGGGUCGUCGCAAGGAAACCACCAAGGCCGACUAUGUGUUCGCCACAGGAAGCGUAUCCAUGGGCGCCAUGAUGCUCUCAAUCGCUAGAGGAACGCUGGGAGUCAGAUCCUUCCUGGGCUACCCAUCCGAACUCUACUACAGGGGCAGCGCCAUGUGGGAGACCAUCUACGGCAUGCUGCUCGCGUACCCCAUCGUGUGCUUCGUCUUCGUGCCUGUUUACUACAGUCUCGGCAUCACGUCCGUCUAUCAGUACCUAGACAUGAGGUUCAAGUCGAAGCUAGUCAGAUGUCUCGCGAGCUUCUCCUACGUGAUACGCAGCCUGCUGAACUUGGCGGUAACGAUAUUCACGCCAUGCGUCGCUCUGAAGGCGGUGAUCGGGCUGCCAUACUGGGCCAGCAUCAUCGGGAUCACGACGAUAUCCGUCGUCUUCUCCAUCAUGGGAGGACUGAAAGCAGCCAUCCUCUCAGACGUUAUUCAAGGCCUGACGAUGAUCGGUGUUUCGUGCGUGAUAAUCAUUCAUGGCGCAAUUGAAAUCGGCCCCGAUAAAGUCGUGAAUGUGACGCACGAGCGUGGUCGACUGGACUUCUUCGACAUGAAUCUGGAUCCUACGUUGCGAGUGACGACCUUAUCGGCGACGUUAGGCCAGCUAUUCAUGAGCUUGUCCAUCUUUGGGUGCCAGCAGAACUUUGUGCAGAGAUACUGCAGCAUGACCAGUCAGCGCAAAGUUGUCAAGACAAUGAUGGCCAACAUGCCGAUAAUCUUCAUCCUCUUCUCACUCUCGUGGGUGGUUGGAAUGGUGAUCUUCGCCAACUACGCUGACUGCGAUCCCCUGUCGCUCGGCUACAUCUCCAAGUUCGACGAGAUCGUACCGUUCUACGUGGAGGACAAGUUCCUGAACAUUCCUGGAUUGCUGGGUCUGGUGAUGGCCACGUUGUUCAACAGCGCGCUGACCCUGGCGGUCUCGAACCUGAACUCGCUGGCUACGGUUACGUUCGAGGACUUUUUCGGUCAGAUGCCUUCGCUGAGGGAUCUGAAAGAUAAGCAGCAGCUGCACGUGAUCAAGCUGAUCAGCGUUAUCUACGGCGUGCUGAUAGUGGGCAUCAGCUUUCUGGUGGCGAUGCUGUCUGGUGUGAUCGAGUCGUCGAUGUUGAUGACGUCCGCGACGUCCGGCCCGCUGCUGGGCGUCUUCCUAUUGGCCAUGCUGGUACCGUGCGCCAACUGGAAAGGCGCUGCUGCUGGGAUGAUCUUCAGCCACGUGACCACACUUUGGAUCACUUUCGGGCAUCUGACGAUGACCAACACCGUGGAAACGUUGCCUUUGUCGACCGAGAACUGUCGCAACGACACGUUCUCGCCCUGGAUCACGAAGCCAGGUUACAUGGACUUCGGUGCUGUAAAUGUGUCCGUGAACAGGACGGGCCUCUUGACCGAGUCAAUGGACACCAUGGGUCCCAUAGAGUUCCUCUACAGUAUAUCCUACAUGUACUAUGCGCUGAUAGGCAGCAUGUCCACGGUAAUCGUCGGCAUAAUAGUCAGCCUGAUCACCGCCGACCCCAAAGGGGACAUGUACGAGGAGCACCUGCUCCAUCCCCUUGCGGUGAAGAUGUCGAGAUACUUCCCUGGAAGACGGAGACUCUACGCGAGCAGCACCAGGUUGCGGAACGAGCGCAACGGUGCUAACGCCACCUCCUCCUCCUCUGUGACCUCGAUCGCGAAUGGGGUGGAAAAGAACGGCACUCUCCAAGGGAUCGUGGAUGAUAAUGGGAAGCUUCACAUCGACAACGGUUACAUCGAGAAACUCAAUGCUCUUAAGGCCGUCUCGUUGGACGUGACCAACGAGGUCAACAAAGGUACACGGCUGUGAGGUUCGCGAUGGUGACUCGGGAUGAUUCAGGGAUUGUUCGCCUCUGUGGCUCUGCUGUGAUGAUCGAUGAACAUUGUUAAGUAGCUGCGAUACGGGAGCGACGAGGCCAGGACUUGUGGAGGAUGGCGUUUCUUAGGUUUAGUUUCUGGUAGUUGAGACACUUUUAGAGUAGGA